Messenger RNA from Syzygium oleosum, 2228 nucleotides. RefSeq lists its product as uncharacterized. Gene Ontology annotation, biological process: auxin-activated signaling pathway. Lineage: Eukaryota; Viridiplantae; Streptophyta; Magnoliopsida; Myrtales; Myrtaceae. The transcript has 2 exons. The record is from RefSeq and is a predicted model, not a curated record. Bases 307 to 1782 code for a protein of 491 amino acids.
UCAUCCGUGGAUUCACCGUCCUCCCCAUCCUUAGCUCGAGGCCACCCCUAACUAGCCCUUGCCACACAAUCACUCGACCCCGCUCCUUUCGCAUCUUCUCUCUCGCAAGAGAGAGUGCAAACCCAUCCCUAUGCAUUCGUCAACCUUGUAGCUUUUCCACCGCCAGACAUAGUCAUGGAGAGAGACUGACCUUUUGUGCUGCAAAUGCAUAUAGCUCUUUAGCCUGCUGAAACACAUUCUCUGUCUGUCCGCCCCUUCCCUGCGCUCAUUCCAACCCUCCUCCUCCUUCUGCUUCUUCUUGGAGAGAUGCAGACGCGAGAACAAUCCCUUCGAGAGCACCACGCGCGCAGACGCGGACCCCGCGACGAUCGUCACCCUUCCUUCUCUUCCACUCUCCUCGACUCCAUCUAUCGCUCCAUCGACGAACCGCGUCCCCGCGCCGGUUCGUCCCAUCCCUCCGCGCUCUUCCGCGACCCCCGCGCCCCCAGAAGGAAACACCCCGUCGCUACUGAAGAAGAACGAGAAGAAGAAGAAGAAGAAGAAGAAGAGGAAGAGGAAGUAGAGGGGGAGAAGUUGGCCCAUCGUCCAAGGAAUCGCGUGACGCUCGGGAGGUGGAUGGAGAAGAAAAUGCGCGACGAGAGGGUCGUCCUCCGCAGGAACUCCGUCGCGGCCGCCGAUGCGCGCCCACGGAGCGAUCCCGACAGCCGCUCGGCGUUCGUCCUGAGCUCGAGCUCGAGCUCUUCGAACUCGAGCUCCGGAGGGCGAUUCUCGUCGUCCGAGUCAGAGUCGACUUCGGCUCGGGGUGGCGCGAAAGCGCGGUCCCUCUGUUGCGACGCGCCAUGGCCGAAGCCGAUUCGCACGCGCGCCUCCGUACGGUCAGAUACUUCUCCUCCUCCCCCGAUACAUCCUCCUCCGACGUCGUCCUCGUCGGACGCGAGAUUCUCUCUGGUGAAGACCAAGGCGAAGGCGCUCAGAAUCUACGACGACCUGAAGAAGGUGAAGCAGCCGAUCUCGCCGGGUAAUCGGCUCGCGAGCUUUCUGAAUUCUCUCCUCGCUUCGAAGAAUUCUAGGAAAUCGAAGAUUUCGAGCUCAUUGAAGCAGUGCGACGAGAGCGCGGAGGUUUCGACCACGGGCGACGACGGUGUGCACGAGGACGUCGCUCCGGAGGAAGAAUCGAAAUCCGGCAGCGCGUGGAUGAACGCGAAGGCCUCUUACGGCGUAGUUUUAGAGAGGAAAUCAAAAUAUGGCUACGAGAACACGAACCAGAAGGCUUCGCCCUCCACGAACGAAGGUAUAUACAAGGAUUCAAUCUCAUUUUCCCAGAGCAAACUCAUAUCCAGCAGCGAUGCACUGAAGAACGCGAAGAUCUCGAGCUCCGUAGGACGUCUAGCCGGCGACGGCGUCUUCGAGAGGAAGUCGAAUCCCGAAUGCGGUCACGAGCCGGCUUUUCCUCCGCUCUCUCGGUCGCGCUCGGGCCCGAGCGACUCCGUGCCUUAUUCGUCCGGCGAUAGGUCAGUGAGCAGCUUCGCGAAGAUCAGGUCGGUGAGGUUCAACUUACCGGAAGAAGACGAAGCGGCGGCGGCGGCUCCGACGAGAGCUCGCGGCGAGAAUGACGUCGCGGAGACCGUUCGAGAGAUCAUGACGAGGUUGAGGAAGAGGAGCGAUCAGAGCGAGAGCGGCGGUUCCGUUUUUGCGAGAGAUCGAAACGCGGAGGAAGAUGACGGUUAUUCGAGCUCUGAUCUCUUCGAGCUGGACAAUCUCACGCACAUUGGACAUUACUGAUAAAUUCGGGUCUCGUGAAGGGCAUUUUAGGAAAUGAUGAAUGUCCGAGGUUGGUUGCAACACGUACUCAAAUGUCCAUACUAUUUAAAAGAGGUAAAUUUUUCUUUAGACUCGGUUCGUUGUAAAUUGAGCGAUUCGAUGCGUGGACUUUACGUGAGAUUCACAAGAUCCCUCCGUCUCAAGUCACCGGCUUCACCGGCUAAUAAAUGGGAAUGCAACACGAUGGCUUGAACCCAUGUGACGAGAGUUCAGACAUAAGAAAGGGGGAGUAGACGAGGCAAGCCGCAGGUCCUUUGCCUCUCCUCGUCGGUCGACCGUUCGUGAUCAGAGAGAAGAGCGUCAAGCUAAGCUUUUUCUCUCACUCUUUCUUCUCCUCUUUUGCAUGUAAAUUCGUUCCACGAUGCUUCGACAGAGCAUCGAAAUGCACUCUGCCCGAUGCGGGGCUC